AGCAAUUGUCUUUGCUAAUUGUAUGCUCCAUGAAGAGAAUGAUUCAAAAUUCAUAUCAAAGACCAACAGGGCUAUUACAUGAAUUAGAGAAGAGAGAUGAGUAUGAAAAAAUGUGGCAUGCUCAAAUAUUUGUUCCAUCACUAAAAGAAGUUGAAAACAAUUUUACAAGUUAUUUGUCUAAAUUAAAAGCUGAUGACCUUGUAGCUAAAUUGAACUUAAGAGAGCUUGGUUGUACUUACCUUCAUGUGCCCACAUUACAGCAGUUCACUCAUUUUGUGCAAAGACACUGUGCUUCCUCUGAACAAAAAGGGAAAUAUGAUGUUUUAGUGAAACUAAUAAAUUCAUAUUCUCGUCUUCAGUCUUAUAGUGCUUUAUUACCAUCUCUCAUUGAAUUCUAUCAGUGGAUUGUUACUGACUUGUCUCAUGAUCUUACUCAAGAGGAAAGCACAAAAAUGGGCAUAUGUAGUGCUGUGAAAUAUGCUUCAGAAAAAUAUUCAAAAGAUGUGGAAAAGAAUUACACUAAAUUAUUUGAAAGAGUACAAAAUGAUUACAAUGAAUAUUUGAAAGUGAUUGACUUUUCAAUUGGUGCUGGUGCUUGUGCCAAUGUACAAAGGAAAAAUGAAGUUCCAUUAAUGAAUGAUGCAGUGUUUGUGUUUCGAUUUUUACCAGGAGGGACAAGUGUUGAGACAGAGGAAGAAAGAGAUUAUCUGUUCCUUGUAAUUCAAGAUAUUGUUAAUUUUCAUAACAACUUUUUAAGAGAGAUAAAUGAACUGAUCAAGCGUAAUGAUAAUCUUAAAAAGUAUUUGUCUACACUUUCAGAUGAAGAGAAUGCUGAGUUUGCAAUGCCUCGCGUGCACCCAUUAGCUGUCAAUGAAUAUUCAUGUAUAUUAGGCCACAAUGUAUCAAAUAGAAGGUUGCUGUUAGAACUAGUACAUAAACAUCAAACUGAAACUGGAUAUGAUUUAGAUAAAAUACAAGAAGAAAUUGUAGUGCAUUUCAUUGCUGGAAAACUUCGAAUUGAUGAUUGCCAAACUAAACUCAAAUUGCAAUUUCACUACAAAGUAAUGCGCACUGAACAAAGCAAAAUGCAACAUCCAACUGAACUAAUGCUCACACUUGACCAGCUAAAUGAUAAAGAUAUGAAAAAAUCAAUACCUCAAGAUGAAGGCUUUUUGACAGCUCUAAAGUAUGAGUUGUACACUCUUGAUUAUGAUAAACUUGUAGAAGUGGCUCAUUGUCUAAAAACUAUUGCUGAACACAUCAUUAAAAAAAUUGAAGAGGGUCAAAUUCUUAAAAAUGACAUUAUUGAUCAAAAUGUGGGAGAUGUUUUACCAAAAAUAGUUUAUGAUCAAGAGGAUCAACAUGAUUCAUUGAAGGUUUUUGAUGACCUUGGAAUGAACAAACUUCAAAAUACUCAUCGUGUACGUAUUGUAGCUAUACCCAUGAAGCAUUUAUUGACAACAUUGCAAGUUAUUGUAGAGUGGAUUAAAGAUGGAAUAUAUGAUUUCCAUACUUUACCAAAAGCAAUGAAAGUACCAUUGACAAAAGAAGAUGAAGAAAAAAUAUUUGCUAUUCAGAAAGAUUUCAAACAAAAUCACAUUGAUGAACUAUUGGAGAAAUUAAAAGGAAUUGUUGUUGUUUUGACAGACUGUGAACAAGAUCUUAUGAAAAAGAUUGAUGAAGAGCCGGAUGUAUCAAUAUUUCAAUAUUUGAGAAAUUUGUCACUUGUAACUGAUGAUGAUGAAAAUCUUAUUAAGCUAUUUCCAAAACAUAUAAAACCCAGACACUACAUGGCAUUACGAAUAUGCUUAAGAAAAGUUAUUAUUUGCAUUGAAGAAGAACGACUUGACGAAGGCUCACAUAAAAACAAAUGGUCUGAAUAUAUUGAGGACCUAUGGUCAGAAGAAAAACUAGAGCACCUUAGAGAAAUGGCAACUGAAAUUGAUUACACUCAAGUUUAUGAUCCAGUCAAAGGUGCAUAUGGCUUUGAUGAUGAGGAAAUCAUAGCGGAAGAAAACAUUAUAACUGAAGAAGAUGAAAGCAUGCCUGAAGUGUCACAAGAUUUUCCAAAUUUAAGUCGACCUGAGACUAUUAUUGAAGAAGCUCCACCUGCAGCACAAACCAGUGAUCAUGAUCUUAGUGCUGCAGCUGAAAAAGUUACUUCUACAGAAAUAUCUAACUAUCUUCGCUCCCUGAAAUUAGAUCAAUACAUUGAGGAGUUUAUGGAAAUGGAAAUUGAUGGUAUUGCUUUGUUUGAUAUUGAUGAUGAAACCUUGGAAACACUGGGUGUGGACACAAAGAAAGACAGGCUUAAAAUAAAGACCAGGUUUAAGCAAUGGUUAAGAAAAAAGCCUGUGUAGAUCUAGUAUACCGGUAGUUUACAUCUAUAUUGUAGUUUGUAGUGACUUUAAUUGCUGAUUUAAACUAGCUAGACUAAUUAAUACAAUAUUUUUAUAGAUUUGAGUGGAACUUUUUUGUGCUGAACUAAUUAAAAAUUGCAAUGUUUAGUCAGAUUUAAUAGUAAAUUUAUAAUUAUUAAAAUUUUUGCACAAAUUUUAAUAUCCCGGCAAUCGAUAUGCAUGAAAAU
Molecule: messenger RNA, 2587 nt
Organism: Amphimedon queenslandica
Lineage: Eukaryota; Metazoa; Porifera; Demospongiae; Haplosclerida; Niphatidae
Exons: 14
Coding region: 30-2360 (776 amino acids)
Molecular function (GO): protein binding
Source: RefSeq, a predicted model, not a curated record